Asparagus officinalis (garden asparagus) is the source of this 1231-nucleotide messenger RNA. RefSeq names its product NAC domain-containing protein 21/22-like. The record is from RefSeq and is a predicted model, not a curated record. Gene Ontology annotation, biological process: regulation of DNA-templated transcription. The transcript is spliced from 3 exons. Gene Ontology annotation, molecular function: DNA binding. NCBI's taxonomy places the organism in Eukaryota, Viridiplantae, Streptophyta, Magnoliopsida, Asparagales, Asparagaceae. The coding region runs from base 141 to 1067 and encodes 308 amino acids.
UGUUCUUUAUAUAAAGGCCCCCUAUCCUCGUGCCCGAGUUCUCAUUGAGCCCCUCCCCAUCUUCAACUGAUCUCUCAUCCGGUAAUUUGCUCUCGAUCUGAUCCAUCAUAUAUAUAUAUAUCGAUCUCUCAGCUCCCACCAUGAGCAGCUGUUUGAGUAUGAUGGAGGCUAGGCUGCCUCCAGGGUUCAGAUUUCACCCGAGAGACGAAGAGCUGGUCUGCGACUAUCUGGGCAAGAAAAUUUCAGGGGAUAACGGUACUGGAAGCUCGUGCGGUUUCCCUACGAUGAUCGACGUUGAUCUCAACAAGGUCGAGCCGUGGGAUCUUCCUGAAAUUGCAUGCGUCGGAGGCAAAGAGUGGUACUUCUACAGCCUUCGUGAUCGGAAGUACGCAACAGGACAGCGAACAAACAGGGCGACGGCAGCAGGAUACUGGAAGGCCACGGGCAAAGACAGGCACAUAAGCCGAAAGGGCACGCUUGUGGGGAUGAGAAAAACAUUGGUAUUCUAUCAAGGUAGGGCGCCAAAGGGAAGGAAGACCGACUGGGUCAUGCAUGAAUUUCGUAUGGAAGUAGCGGUUGACGCGCCAAGAUUUGCCGUCGAGGAGGGUUGGGUGUUAUGCAGAGUGUUCUACAAGAGCAGAUGCCUCUCAUCCAAACCAAGCGUAGAUACUAAUAAUUAUCAGUACGAAGACAGAAGCUAUUCCUCCUCCCUUCCUCCAUUGAUGGAGACCUACAUAACCUUUGGACAAACCCCAAUGAGCUUGGAGGGCUACGAGCAAGUGCCCUGCUUCUCCAAGCUCCUCCACCAGAGCUCACCGGCAACUGCAAGCCUACGGCGGGCCAACCCACCGGCUCCGGCGAUCACGGCCUUCAAGAAUCAUGGUGCACGCUUUGAGUUGGACUCGGGCUUUAACCAGUUUGAUUGCGAUAAAAAGGUGAUUAGGGAAGUUUUAAGUCAGUUGACCAAGUUGGAGGGAAGUCAGGAGGAGGAGCCACAUCCAAAUCUUGGGGAAGGAAGUAUAGAGAGCUAUUUGAGUCAGAAUGGAUUGUCUUUUUUUGGUAAUUAGAAGCAAGAACAAAGAUGUUAAUUAGUCCAAAUUAGUUUGUACAUAUUUAUUUGCAGACAUAUAAAUGAAAGAUUAUAUGAGUAAGUAAGCAAAAAUAAUUCAUGGAGCCGACCCCAAAAAUUUUAAUAGAAAACAAGUACAAUUGAUCUCAACAGUGUGUGUUU